UGAGCGUGAUGGAGCAGCAGCAGCUAAGAAACUUGCAAGACUUCCUGUUGGUCUACAAUCGGAUGACCGAACUGUGCUUCCAGCGCUGUGUGCCCAGCCUGCACUACCGAGCUCUGGACGCUGAGGAGGAGGCCUGUCUGCACAGCUGUGCUGGGAAGCUCAUCCAUUCUAACCACCGCCUCAGGGCCGCUUAUGUGCAACUCAUGCCCGCCCUUGUCCAGCGCCGCAUCGCGGACUACGAGGCUGCCUCGGCUGUGUCAGGUCCUGCAGAGCAGCCCAGAGACUCGGCAGCAGGCAGCUAGCCAUCCCCUGGCCCGGGAGAGAAGGUGCUUUGGAUGGGCGCCUCUGUGAACCUUGGUUUUGACGAAAUUUGUACAGAGAUUGAGCCUGAAAGCUGGACAUUAUUGUUCCUUUUCUUGGAGCCA
Alexandromys fortis (reed vole) is the source of this 425-nucleotide messenger RNA. Its product is annotated as mitochondrial import inner membrane translocase subunit Tim10 B-like. Lineage: Eukaryota; Metazoa; Chordata; Mammalia; Rodentia; Cricetidae. Bases 9 to 302 code for a protein of 97 amino acids. The transcript has a single exon. The record is from RefSeq and is a predicted model, not a curated record. Gene Ontology annotation, cellular component: mitochondrial intermembrane space chaperone complex.